Molecule: messenger RNA, 1738 nt
Organism: Marasmius oreades (fairy-ring Marasmius)
Lineage: Eukaryota; Fungi; Basidiomycota; Agaricomycetes; Agaricales; Marasmiaceae
Exons: 8
Coding region: 220-1632 (470 amino acids)
Biological process (GO): chitin catabolic process; carbohydrate metabolic process
Cellular component (GO): extracellular region
Molecular function (GO): chitinase activity; chitin binding
Source: RefSeq, a predicted model, not a curated record
UCAUUGUCACCUCCAUCAUGCAUGCAAAAUACGUUCGAUUGUCAUCAUAGGCAAACGGUAACAUAAUUUCUAUUUCUAUUUCCUCCCCCCAACACUGCCUCCGCAGUGGGGCAAAUUACCCCACUUUGAACGUGAUAUGAUGCAUGUCAAUAGACUCGUGAAGUACAUGAGGAAUUGUUGUAGACGCACACGUAAAGAACCGCUCGAUUCCUCUUCGCCAUGUUGGCUUUGAAUCUGCUACUCGGAGCCCUGCUUGUAGAAUGGACCUGUCCUAUUGAAGCCUCGUUGCUUGCUCGAUCACCUGUCAAUAUCAAUGCAACAAUUCUAGGCAAUUCGAAAGUAGCGAUGGCGUGGUACGCGGGAUGGCAUUCAACGGACUUUCCGUUGUCGAAAGUUAGCUGGGAGAAGUACACUCACAUGGCAUAUGCGUUUGGUGUUACGUCUCCAAAUCCCACUGAGAUAUCGCUUGUAGAUUCGGAUGAAGAGUUGUUACCGCAGUUUGUAAAGACAGCCCAUCAACAUAAUGUCAAAGCAACACUAUCUAUCGGCGGUUGGACCGGUUCGCGGUAUUUUUCGACCAAUGUCGGUUCUCCUCAAAACCGAUCGACAUUUGUUAAGACCCUUGUUGACGUGGUAAAAAAAUAUGAGCUCGAUGGACUGGAUAUUGACUGGGAGUAUCCGAACCGUCAGGGAACCGGAUGUAAUACGAUUAACGACAGUGAUACUGCCAACCUCCUCUCGCUCCUUCAAGAGCUCCGGAAGGACCCUGUAGGAGCUAAGAUGGUCCUAUCAGCGGCUACCUCAAUUCAACCCUGGAAUGACACCAGCGGCACGCCCUCGACCAACUUGUCAGCCUUUGCACCAGUCUUCGAUUUCAUAACGAUCAUGAACUAUGCUGUUUGGGGGACGACAUCUGCAUUUGCUGGACCCAACGCGCCCUUGAAUGAUACAUGCGCUGCUCAAAAUAAUCGAGUUGGAUCAGCCGUGUCUGCUGUCAAAGCAUGGUCCGCUGUAGGUAUUCCGCUGGAUAAACUUGUCUUGGGUGUACCCUCGUAUGGCCAGUCGUUUGUCGUAGACAGGAAUGAUGCUGGCUCUGCGACGGCGCUUGCAUCAUUUCCCAAGUUCAAUGCAAAGGCUCAGCAUGUCGGAGACAAGUGGGAUUCUCCUGGCGGUCCGGACGUUUGUGGAAACUUAGUCGGUCCCUCUGGUACAUACUCGUUCAAGGGACUUAUGGAUGCGGCGUAUCUGAAUAACGAUGGAUCUGCCAAGAACGGUAUCUGGUUCAAGUACGAUAAUUGUAGUCAAACGCCAUACGUAUAUGAUCCACAGACCCAGACUCUUGUCUCGUUUGACAACGCCGACUCUUUUGCUGCGAAAGGAGACUUCAUUAAAUCUACUGGACUGAAAGGCUUCGCUAUUUGGGAAGCCGCUGGGGACUACAAUGACACUCUUCUGGACUCUAUCCUUUUCUCCACUGCAAAUGGGAAUCCAAACAAACCUCAACCCAGCGGCGAGUCUCCAGGGUCAAGGACGCAAGGAAAUUCAGCGAUAGAUCUUCACUCUAAUAAACUUAUUCUCCUUUUCCUCACGGUCGUUCCGACUGUUUUGCUCAAAUUCAUUGAACAGUCGUAGAUAUUACAUACAUUAUUGCAGUCGGUUACAACCCCUUACUUUACACGGACUUUAUAUCGAAACCUUUGAGCGAAUAGGGCUGUUCAAUUCUAAAUUUUCAAACGUU